Molecule: messenger RNA, 1033 nt
Organism: Paramacrobiotus metropolitanus
Lineage: Eukaryota; Metazoa; Tardigrada; Eutardigrada; Parachela; Macrobiotidae
Exons: 2
Coding region: 124-753 (209 amino acids)
Source: RefSeq, a predicted model, not a curated record
CAAAACAUAUACCGGUAGUUCUAUUCUUUUGGGUAACCACAUUCCACAAUCCAUCCCGCAUUGCUUCUCUGCAUUGUCAGUCCACUUCAUCCGCGUUCUUCAUAGAACCGGUAUUCUUCGGAAAUGAAAGCGCAUCAUGCAUAUCUUGUGAUUCUAUCGGCUUUGGCUCUUAUCGCAGCGGUACAUGGCGAAGUUACCUGGUAUAACAUUAGCGGUGUGCAAUUUCUGGAUCCUGUUGACGUGUGCGGAAACUUAAAUGACUCCAUCCUAGCCGUAUUGAAAAUGGAGAAGUCGGCAGUGUGCGAACAGUUGCGAAGUCUGCGUGCCCGUCAAUUUGCCCGCGAUUGGGAUCGUUUGAUUCAACUCCUCGAAGACGCAGCGUCCCUUAACAGUACUCCACAAAGCCUCCCCACCGUCAACGGCAACAACCCAACACCGAUCCACCGCGGCCCGCGAUGGUGGAUGGAGCCAUGGUACAGACGAGUCAUCCCCGUCCUGCAGCUGAUGUAUGAAGUGUACCCACUUCCUAUGACAAUUCUGAUGAUCGUGGGUCUAGCCUGUCUGUCCUUCUGCCUCCUGACAGCGUGUGAGGAUUUGCUGAACGCCAUGGACGAAUGCGUAGGCUUCGAGAAAAUCAAGCUGCUGCUAAAAUGUUUGACUAUCAUAGCACUUAUGACGCUGGCAUUUAAUGUCCUCAUGCAGUUUACCUACAUUGUCUUAACGCUGGCUGAAAUAUACGUUGAAAACCGCUAAAGCGGCCUAGUAUUCCGAAUUUGUUGCUAUUUGGAAGCAUACCAGUUGUACCUUUCAGUACCUGUCAUCGCCUGGCCUGCGUUACCGACAUUUAUAGAUUUAUAAUUGAGGCGCUAUUGCAUGGGUGCGAGUACGACCUCCAUCUUUCUACAGUUAUCUAAUCGGUUUACCGUAUUGUGAUUUUUUUAUCCGCUUGCCAUUGCCAUGUCAUAACUGCAGAUCUGUCUUGAACUGUGCAUGCUGUUUCCCGGUAUAAUUAAUUGCAGUUUUAUUUCUUUUG